This is a messenger RNA of Mercenaria mercenaria, 2904 nucleotides long. RefSeq names its product peroxisomal membrane protein 4-like. NCBI's taxonomy places the organism in Eukaryota, Metazoa, Mollusca, Bivalvia, Venerida, Veneridae. Gene Ontology annotation, cellular component: peroxisomal membrane. The record is from RefSeq and is a predicted model, not a curated record. The transcript has 4 exons. Bases 44 to 649 code for a protein of 201 amino acids.
UAAACAUAAGAACUUAUCCCUGAAGAAGUCACAUGAUCAAAACAUGGCGUCCGCCAAACAGGCAGUGGAUGGGUUUCUUAGCUCUGGCCAGUACCGUCCACUUUUGUCUUUAAUCAAAGGCUUAAGAAAUGGAGCUGUGUAUGGUGCCAAAGUUAGAUUUCCACAUGCCCUUGUUAUGACUUUCCUUUUCAAGGAAGGCAGCUUACAAGAGAAGAUAAAGGCCAUACUUGAGGCUACCUUUACACAUUCCAAGAAUCUUGCUGUGUUUGUUUUCCUGUAUAAAAGUCUAACAAACUUGAUGCAGCACUUUCAAACAGAAAAAUCACAGAUUCACAGUUUUAUAGCAGCUUUUAUUGGUGGUUAUUUUGUCUUUGGCAAAUAUAACAAAGUAAAUGAACAGAUAAAUUUGUACCUGUUAUCCCGAAUUAUAUAUGGACUUGCCAAACUAGCAGUGAAAAGAGGAUAUAUACCAAAACCAAAGGGUGAGACGUUUCCAUGGUUUGCAGCCAUUGUUUGGGGAAUAGUUCUGUGGGAAUUUGAAUAUGAACAGGACACUUUACAGUCAUCUCUACAAUCCUCCAUGACAUACCUCUAUCACGACAGUAAUAAAUGGACCUCAUUGAAGAACUUUCUAUGGCACAACAAGUAGUACAUGACAUUAUUUAGAGCUUGUUUUAUAAACUAGUAGCUGUACUUUUCUAGAUGGACUCCCAAGAGCAGAACCAAAGGAGCAGAUAUCAUGUACUGAUGCAGAGACCAAAUUUAGUGAUGAAAAUAUGCAUAUUCAUUUUUCUGAAUUUUUGAAGAAAUUUCACAACAGUUUAUAUAUAUGAUGUGUUUUAAGGGUCCAAUAUUCUCUGUCUGCUUGCUCUAAGCUAAAAAGGAGAGCACAGAUUUACAGAUCACAAAGUGUUGAGGUUGAGCCCCAGGCAAGGCGUAUGUUCUCUGUGACAGUUGAUAUACAACACUGUGACUGAAAUCAUUCAUCCUCCAUCUCUGAGUCAUGUUAGGAAAUUUGUAGUUACUUGAAGAGAACAAGCUAGUACUAGUACAGAAUUGAGAAACACUAAUUAGGGUUACUGCCCGCUGUUACAUAAUUGAAAUACUUUUGAAAAAUGGUGCUAAGACACACCCCACAUCCUGAAAAAAAAAAUAAAAAUAACCCAAAUGUAUGUUAUUUCAGUAAUCUAGCAUUACAAUAUAUUUUAUCUUACCUUCAUGCGAAAUGAAUGGCAAAAUUGAGUGGUAUGAUAAAUUUGUUUUAUUUAGUCAGUGACAAAAUAAAUUUUGCUGGACUUAAGUUUUUUUCACCUUUUUUGAAAAUAGUGCUAUUUUGUUUUUGAAAACAACUACAAAAGACAUAUUUAUACAAGGAUUUUUUACAAACAAGUUUUAUGUCAGUAUGUGAAUUUAUGUGUUUGUCAUUACCAGAAGGAAUCACUCAAGGAGUGAAGUAACUGAAGUUGACUCAUCCAUAGCAUUUAAUUGUGCAGGACUUUGUUUUUCUGCACUUGAAACAAGGGAUAUAAUAUUGCAUCUUGAAAAGAAUUUUAUUGAAUCAAGAUUGUUGAUGAAACUGUUACCUACCGGUAUUUUCUCAAUCAUGUGGUGCAAUGACCUUUUGAAAUUUAACCCCAGGCCAUAUGUUUACUUGGUGAGGAUAGGUACUUUAAAAGCAGAAAUUUUCGCAAGGGUUUAAUUUUCGCUAUAUUUGCGAAGCCGUACAUCUCAUGGAAAUCAAUCCUCGCAUAAAUAUUUACCAUUAGUAUAAUGCUGAUUCAAGUAGGAUACCAUUUUUACAAUUUCACGAAUAUUAAACCUAGCGAGCAUAGUCAAAAUUUUAAAAUCACAAAAUUCUGACAUAGUGAAAAUUUGUGUUUUUAGAGUAUCCAACUUAUAACCAAACUGCGGAUAAAUAUUCAUUUGACAGCAAAUUAAACUUAAGGUUAAACAUUACGUAGAAGUCAGACUUAGUCUUGAUUUUCUUUCAUUUUAAAUUGUUAGAAAUUUUUAAUAACAGUUUCAGUUUAAAUAACUGAGUCAAGUAAAUUAGCACAUAUAAUACUGUAUGAAUAUACAACAUACUGGUAAAUUUAGCUAGUGAGUAAGAUAACCAGUUAUUUUAACAACAUAUACAAAUUUAAGUUAUAUCUAAAUCUUAGGAAGUUAUUGCUUGGUAUUACUUAUCAGAGUUAUGGCUCUUGGCCAACUUAAGUCACCUAAUGAUGAUAAAAAAGUAUGCCAAGUUUCAAAGCUAUUAUGUAGUUGUUACUGUGUGAGUUUUUAAGAAAAGGUGAACCUAAACAAAAGUUUUAAUUGACGCCGACAAUAAAGUGUCAAGAAUACCUUGUAGAUUGUUUUAAAAAAUCAGACAAGCUAAAAACUGAUGUCAUAAAACUAAUGAGUUGAAUACUUCUGUUUAGGAGUAGUCAAAAUCUAUCCACACCUGUGAGGCUUAAUUUGAAUUUCAGAAAAUAAACAUAAAUUUGCAGAUAAAGGUAACAACGGUUGUAUUCAUAAAUUCAUUUUUUCAGUUCAUUUUCAUACAUUUAAGGUACUAAGUGGCUAGAUUAUUAUUUAUAUAAGUAAUAUUCUGCUGAAAGUUGGUUUAGUUUAUACUGGCACCAUUCUGCAGGACAGUCUGUUAUUAUACUGGCACCAUUCUGCAGGACAGUCUGUUAUACUGGCACCAUUCUGCAGGACAGUCUGUUAUACUGGCACCAUUCUGCAGGACAGUCUGUUAUACUGGCACCAUUCUGCAGGACAGUCUGUUAUACUGGCACCAUUCUGCAGGACAGUCUGUUAUAUUGGCACCAUUCUGCAGGACAGUCUGUUAUUAUAUUGAACUUCUGUGAUAAUUGUACAGCUGUGUUAAAAAUUGAAUAUUACAAAAGUGGUACAGUG